AUGGCGGCUGCUACAGUGUGGCGCUUGCUGGGAGGUGGAGGAUACAGGGGCCGUGGCUAUGCUAAAAAUGUGAGAAGCUUUUCCUUCCACUCGUCGCCGUCGUUUCCUUCUCGAGCGUCCGAGUUAUCUUCCGGGGGUUCGACGCUGCUAGCCGAGAAAGGUCCUUUUGCGUGCAAGCUGAGCAGCCGAGCGGUCAUUGGAUUUGAAGGAGAGGAUGUUAUCAAGUUCCUCCAGGGCUUGACGACGAACAACAUGAACAAGCUCGAGCAGGAUUCUCCGACGAGGCUACCGCAUCCCACUCUCAACCAGCCAGCGGUGGUGCAGCCUCCUCUCUACACGGCCAUCUUGAAUCCACAGGGAAGGUUUCUGUUUGACAUGGUGGUUUUUAAGCCGGUGCAAUCCACGGAGAAGUUGGACAGAUCGGGAACGGGCCCCGGGAGCGAGAAGUCGGCUCCAAAGCUGGUAGCGGACGUUGAUGCGGAGAGUGUCAGCGAUUUGCACAAACUGCGUGCAAAAAUUUCUUUCUCGGACAUGUCAAAAGAGCUUGCAGUCUGGCAGAGGUUUGGAGGUGCUCUGGAGUGCGAAGGUGACAACGAGGGCUCUGUAGGGUGGGGUGCUGGGCGUGAUGUUGCUGGGAAUACUUCUGCCUCUAGCAAUGUCCAAGGCUGGCGUUGGCAUAAAGAUCCCAGGACAGGAUGUCUCGGCUUCCGAGCUCCAUUGAUUGAUGCCGAUCAAGAGGUUGACGAGCAGUAUUAUCUGUUGUGGAGGUUGGAACAAGGAAUUCCAGAGGGACCGGCAGAAAUUCGUGGAGAAAUCGGUGAGGCAGUGAGUCAUGGUGCUGAAAUCGUCGACGCAGAAUCGUCCAAGAAGAUGGGCACUGUAACAACGGCACUUGGCUCCCGGGGAUUCGCUCUUGUGAGACUGGAAGCGGUUUCCAAACCGCUAAGCAUCGGUGGCGGGAUGGCAAGCAUACAGGUGAAGGUCUUACGACCCAAGUGGUGGCUGCAUCAAUGGGACUGA
Molecule: messenger RNA, 1020 nt
Organism: Selaginella moellendorffii
Lineage: Eukaryota; Viridiplantae; Streptophyta; Lycopodiopsida; Selaginellales; Selaginellaceae
Product: putative transferase At4g12130, mitochondrial
Exons: 4
Coding region: 1-1020 (339 amino acids)
Cellular component (GO): mitochondrial matrix
Molecular function (GO): protein binding
Source: RefSeq, a predicted model, not a curated record